CUAGGAGUGGAAUGGGUGUACAGAUAAUUGGUAUAUCUUUGUCCACCUGCCUCUGGGGAGCCUGAUAGACAUGCCUCAUGUGGGGCCCCUACAAGCAGAACUGGAAACACUUGAUGCCCUUUUUGCUCAGAAGCUUUGCCCCAGGAAGUGCAAACUUCAGGUGCAGGAUUUACAGGAUACUGGCCAGAACUUCUGGAGCAUGUGGUCUGGAGCCAUCCUGCCUGCCCUGAGCCAUUGCUCCCAGCUCAGGUCCUUCAGCCUGUGUGGGAACCUCCUCUCCAUGGCUGUCAUGGAGAAGAUGCUGCUACAUACCACUGGGCUGCCCUGUUUAAGUCAAGAGUUUUAUCCUGUCCCUCAGGAUAAUGAUAGCCCUCAGGGUGUUCUGCUCAAAGGGAGACUUGCGCAGCUUGGGGCUGAGCUGUUUGAGAUUCUGAGAGACUUAUCACAGCCCAAGACCAUCUGCCUUAGCCUCAGCCCCUGUCCUCACUAUGAUGAUGACAUAUGCAAUCCCAUGGUGCCCAUUAUAUACUGCUGUAAUACUCAUGUCUAG
Molecule: messenger RNA, 550 nt
Organism: Orcinus orca (killer whale)
Lineage: Eukaryota; Metazoa; Chordata; Mammalia; Artiodactyla; Delphinidae
Product: PRAME family member 12-like
Exons: 3
Coding region: 71-550 (159 amino acids)
Cellular component (GO): cytoplasm
Source: RefSeq, a predicted model, not a curated record